UCAGACAAUCGAGAAUGUAAACAAAAGGAACAUAGUCUAACCACGGAUUUCCUGAUCGAAAAGCAAAGACUGACUGACCUCUCAUUGUGUUAUCAAAUUAAUUUUCAUACAUCCUAUUUACUUUGUAUUACCAAAACGGCCUUCCAACAAGUUAAGAAAGUAAUCAUCAAUCCGGCAUAUGGCAGAGGAAUAAGACAUCGCCAUUAGUUUCCCUCGUACGGUCGUCCGUGGUAGCAGUAGGUGUUUGGUGUUUGAUUAUAGCGAAUGUUUCGUUGGACUGUCUAUCGAUCGGUUUUAAAUACGAUUUGCUAGAAAACAGCAUGAAGCUAAUUCCCGUGUUUGUGUUACUGAUAGUAAUUUCUACUGUUCAUGGAACUGUUUUUGGCGAUGGUGUCAAGUUUAUCAAAAAUCUCAAAAGCAAGCUUCGCCGAAGGAAUGAAUUUCAGUAUGAAAGGAAACUUUCUCCGGUAAUUUUUGUUCCGGGAGAUGGCGGUAGCCAGAUGGAUGCCAUCAUAAACAAACCGGACACUGUACAUUUCUACUGCCAGAAAACCAGCAGCACGUAUUUCAAUCUUUGGCUAAACAAGGAACUUCUGUUACCGCUAAUCAUCGACUGUUGGAUUGACAAUAUGCGACUGGUCUACAAUAGCACUACGAGGAAAACCCAAAACUCCCCGGGAGUAGAAACACGCAUACCCGGCUUUGGUUCAUCGGAAACUGUUGAGUGGAUCGAUCCAUCCCAUGCUACGGUUGGAGCAUAUUUCGUUAAUAUUGGCAAUGCUCUGGUCCAGAAUGGAUAUAAGCGAGAUGUCUCCAUACGAGGAGCCCCGUACGACUUUCGAAAAGGACCGAACGAAAACCAAGAUUGGUUUGUCAAGCUGAAACAUCUGGUUGAAGAGACUUACACUCUGAACAAGGACACACCGAUCACAUUCAUUGUGCAUAGCAUGGGUGCACCUAUGACGCUUCUGUUUUUGCAAAUGCAAACUCAGAAAUGGAAAGAUCAAUAUAUACGCAGGGUUAUUUCUCUUGCCGGAGCUUGGGGAGGCAGUGUCAAAGCUAUUAAAUGUUUCGCUGUUGGUGAUGAUCUCGGUGCAUUCGCACUGAGCGGUAAAGUAUUGCGAGCAGAACAAAUUACCAAUCCGUCAUUGGCAUGGAUGUUGCCAAAUCCAAUCCUCUGGAAGCCCAAUUAUGUGAUAGCGCGAUCGAUGUCGAGAAAUUACACCAUGGAACAAAUGGAAGAAUUCUUCAAGGACAUUGACUACUCAGACGGUUGGGAAAUGCGAAAAGACACUGUGUCUUACUCGAUGAACUUCACAGCUCCCGGAGUUGAAAUACAUUGUCUGUAUGGAACAGGCCUCAACACCGUUGAAAGUCUCAACUAUGAAAAGUCGUACGACUUAAGUGGAAAACCCACAUUGAUGUACGGUGACGGUGACGGAACAGUCAACCGACUUUCACUGGAGGCUUCAACUGCAUCCAAUGUACAACAAGGCGCAUCUACAGAAACUCUCAACGAGCCCAAGACUACGAUCAACAAGGAAAACGAAAAGAAAACGGAAAUCAUACAUAACACCGACGAUGAAGCAAUGGAUGAUGAGAUAAGCCGCGGACAAAGUGACCCCCGAUCCUCGUUGUAUGGAAAUGGAAACUCAUCUCCCCCUAGAAAAAGGGUGACAACGAGAUCCAAAAGCAAAACAAAAAUUGUUUAACAAAAAUGUAAGCCAAUCGACCACGUAAAGCUUUUACGCAAAAAGGCCAGAAUAAAAAAUUUAUUAUAAAACAAAACAAUUGGUAGUCGGCAUGUGCCAUGACUGAACAACAACACGAGUGAGGCGGAAUUUAACAUUUAUUGUAUUUAACAUCUUAAAACACAAUUAACUGCGUGUACCACUCACGAUACGUUGAUUCACCGAUGCAUUCCGACCAUAAUUAGGCAACAAACGAUAGGCCUCAGCACUUCCUGAAAUAUGUCGCAUUGUUUGACUUUGUGCACUUCCUGGGACAUAACGCAUAUUGUUUAAAACAUGCCUUUGCUUUCCCGAGAGGUCAACACUAAAGUCUAUAUGUUUGAAACAAAAUA
Malaya genurostris is the source of this 2083-nucleotide messenger RNA. RefSeq names its product phospholipase A2 group XV-like. Lineage: Eukaryota; Metazoa; Arthropoda; Insecta; Diptera; Culicidae. The record is from RefSeq and is a predicted model, not a curated record. Bases 321 to 1712 code for a protein of 463 amino acids. The transcript has 6 exons. Gene Ontology annotation, biological process: lipid metabolic process.